AUGUUCCUCUCCUCCAAGCGAAAGGUCGUCGAUGGCCUGAACAGGCGAUAUAUCUACGGUCGCGUGCCGCUCCUGCACACGAUCAUCUUUAUUAUCGAGAUGGCCGUAGCAACCCGCCUCGCUGCCAAAUUCAACACCUACUAUGCUGAGAGACCAGCUUCUUUCUUCGCGCCCACAGUGCUGACCACCAUGGUGACCAACGCCGUGCUUGGUGGAGUCGCCGAUACCGUUGCACAGCUGAUCACCGCCGUGAAGGCGCGCUCGGCACAGAGGAGAUCCGAAACCCGUGACGACUUCAUGUCGAUAGAGAUUCACGACUUGGACAAGGAGAAGCCGCCGGCGGUUGGGGAGAUUGGGUACUACCGGAGCUCGCCGCCACCCUUCGACUUUGAGCGCCUCACGCGAUUCAUGGCCUAUGGUUUCUUCAUGGCCCCCGUGCAGUUCCAGUGGUUUGGCUUCUUGUCCAGAGCCUUCCCGCUCACCAAGAAGCACCCGACCACCCCGGCUUUGAAGCGUGUUGCCCUCGACCAAUUAGUCAUGGCGCCGAUUGGUCUCGCCAUUUUUUUCACAUAUAUGACGAUCGCCGAGGGUGGAGGCAAGAAGGCACUGACGCACAAGUUCCGGGAUGUCUACCUGCCCACACUCAAGGCCAAUUUCGUCCUGUGGCCGGCGGUGCAGAUUCUGAACUUCCGGGUCAUCCCCAUUCAGUUUCAGAUUCCCUUUGUUUCAUCCAUCGGUAUUGCGUGGACUGCGUACUUGUCCCUGACCAACUCCGAGGAGUCGUCCUAA
This is a messenger RNA of Penicillium lagena, 789 nucleotides long. Its product is annotated as Mpv17/PMP22 family protein. Bases 1 to 789 code for a protein of 262 amino acids. The transcript has 6 exons. The record is from RefSeq and is a predicted model, not a curated record. NCBI's taxonomy places the organism in Eukaryota, Fungi, Ascomycota, Eurotiomycetes, Eurotiales, Aspergillaceae. Gene Ontology annotation, cellular component: cytoplasm; membrane.